Molecule: messenger RNA, 4011 nt
Organism: Caenorhabditis auriculariae
Lineage: Eukaryota; Metazoa; Nematoda; Chromadorea; Rhabditida; Rhabditidae
Source: the annotation of a GenBank genome assembly
AUGGCCACGCGGGAGAACGAUAUUCACGAAAUCGUCCAGUGCUCUAUAUGUCUCGACGUCAUGCACAACGUCAUGACGUACAUUUUUCAACACAAUUUAACUCGCCUCAAAAGUUUUUUUCAGUGUUUCGCCUUGCGCUCAUAAGUUUUGCACAGGCUGCAUACUCGAAUGGAAAAAGGAUAACCGAUCUUGUCCGAAGGUUUUAGUACAUAUUUUUUCGUUUUACGUUCAUAAUUCGCAGUGUCGGUGGCCAAUAGUGGACUUGACACGCGAUUCUUCAUUUUGCAACAUCAUCGAGUACUACCUAAAAGAAUUUCCAAGUGAAUUUAAAUUUGUGAUCUUAUCUGAUAAAUUGUUCCAUUCAGAAAGGCGUAGAUCAGAAGAAGACUUAUCGCGUUUGGAUAAGCUGGAAAUCAACUAUCUCAAAAGUAUGCCAUCAAUUCUUAGAGUGAGCUUUUUUUUCGAAAUGGCUAGGGUUUACAUUAAAAUGGGUUGUGCAAUUUGAAUUUUUCUUUUCCAAGGAGAGACCGGAAAUUUGGAGUUCGCUCUUGUCCAACGCUCCUGAUCCGGGCUCUGCGGCUUUUACGAGCUAUCUGGAGGUAAACUUUCGUUCAUUAUAUAUUGCGGAACUUUCAUAAAAAGGAAAUUCGUUUUAUCAUUAAUAUUUCAGAAGACGUGUUUUGAGGUGAGGAAAAAGUUCAGAACUUGCCGUUGAUCGAUUUAUUGUUUUUUGUCUUACUCUAUUUGGGUAGUUCAGAUGCUUUUCGACGUUCUCUCAAGAAACACGACCGCGGGUGCGCCGACAUCGGGUCUGUUGUUGAGAAUGAACAGCAUUCGCCUGAGUGACGUCGUCAACAGAGACUCCCGACCUGCAUCGGCGCCGAACGCCACUGCAGAUCUUGCGAACGUCGUGACAGCUUCUUUGAACAGAGCUGCACCUCCGGCAGUUCCACCCGUUCUAGCGGACUCCUGGACACGACCGACUGCAGUCAACGCCGCUCCGCCCAAUGCUGGUGCGGCUUCUCCCAACGUUCAUGCCGCUCCAGUCAGCAGACCUGCGGCUCCGGCAGCUGUCGCCACAGCUCCGGCCAGUGCUCACGGAGUUGUUCAUUCAUUUGAAGCUCGCGAAAGUUUUUUUUUGCUAAGCUAUUCGAGAGAAAAAGGUUAGAAGUAAAACUAAUAACACUAGAAAGCCAUGAACUUAAAUCACAGGUCAUUUUCCAAUUUAGAUCAGCAUUUUUAUUAAAAUUAUUUCGAAUUUUUCACGCUAUUAUAGUCUGUUCAGAUUUUGAAUGUCACCCAGCUAACUCCGCCCCUGCUGAGACAGUACCUUUUCACGUCGAUGUUUUAUCGCGCGGGACUAAUUUUGAUCUUUUUUGAUCUAAAAGAUAGAAAAAGAAGUCAAAAAUGCAGCAUUAUUAUAGGUUCAUCGUCAUCUGGAUAUAAAACAUUGACGCGAAGGAAAUUGUAGCCUUGGGGGUGGAGUUAGCUGCUUGACAUGCAAAAUCUGAACAGACUAUAGAUAAUCUGCGCUCAAAACUUGCCUCGUAAGUUUGGGAAAAGUUCUAGCCGCUGAAAAAAAAGGGAAAAAAUGAAUUUCAAAAGAGGUUUUCAUGUUCAGAAGUCCGCUGUAAGCUGCGUUCAGAGAUUGAAUCUUGAGAGAAGUUCUUUCAUCUCAUCGUCAAUAUUUAUUGGUUGUUUCAGUCGUAUGGAAUCGACUAGGCGGUGAAAAAUUGCUCUUUUGAGCGGUACUAACACCGCCAAAAGAAGUCGAAACGUGUAGUUGAUUGAAUUGAAAGCAUGGUCUUACGGUCCUUCGCCUCGUUCUUCCACAAGUAUAGGCCAUUUCUCGCCAGCUUGUCACGUUUUUCUUUCGGGUAUAUGAUAAUCGGGCCGCGAAAAUCGAGCCUGCGAAAAUCGAGCCGCCUUUUGUACUGGGCGAGACGAACAGAGAAAAAGAAAUAGUGUACAAAUGGAGGCUCGAUUUUCGCGGCCCGGUUAUCAUGUACCCUUUCUUUCCGCCAAAAGGCCAGGUCAAAUUUGACCAACUUCGCUUCAAGACCUUCGUUUCUUGCCGUUAUAAAAGCAGAAAUUUGAUCUAAUUUGGUAUACGGUGUCUUUUUGGCGGAAAGAAAAACGUGACAAUCUGGCGCGGAAUAGGCUAUAGAAUACUCAGUUUCGCGGGUACGGGCACGGCGGUGAUGGUGGGGCUCGGGCACGGACACCGUGUACACUCUAGGGUAGCCUCGGAUCUAGGGCAGCCUUUCACUGAAAAUUUUUUUUUCCUGGGGUCCAGGCUUGUGCGAGGGCCGGCCCGUCACCCUCCCGGCCAUCCGACCAUUUCGUAAGCCCGGCCUUAGCGGGGCCUCAAGAAAAAAUGGCCCGCCCGGCACCAGUGGUGUCUCAAAAAAUAAAGCAGGAGAACAGUUUGAUUCUAAAAAACAUUCAUCAAUUUUUUUACGAUAUUUUACAGCAGGAACACAUACUCGAAGAACACAGCAAUUAGUAGAAAAAUGCAAUAAAUUGCGAUAUCUGAUUUUUUUGAAAUAAAAAUCUGAUUUUUUUUUUCUUUUAACAUGUCAGUCCAGGUGCAACCGGCAAGGAGUUGAUGUUUGGUGUAUUGAUGAACGCGAGUUGCAAUUACGACCCCUGGGCCUGUUCGACUCGUAUUACCAUGAAUGAGGUUGACAAAUACUGCGGAGCCUACAAAAAGUUUUGAUUUAUUUCAUGACAUCUUAUAUACGAUCUUUCCAGUAUGAUGAAUUCACGCGCGACGUGGCCCAAAAACCGGUUAAAACAAUUGCAAAAAGAAGAGCUCAACAGAACUCGUAAAUUACAAGAUAAGGCGCUUCGUGAGUAUUUUUCAGAAUUUCGCUUUCAAAAAGUAAUGUGAAAGAAACACAGGUUCAAGAAAUGUUCCUUUAGUUUCAAUUAAUCUUUUUUUCUCUUUUUUUUUCUUUUUUUCGAAAGAGAUUUGACAAGGUUUUUUGCAGAAAAGGAGACGAGUUCCAGGUUCCCACGCUCAUUCAACUCCAUUACCGAGAGUAGUGACUGCUCCUUGAUUACCCUAAUAAAUGACUUAUUUCAGUACUCUUCGAUGAUAUUCCUACGUCGAGCGCUGGACGUCCCUUAGGUAAGUAUUUUAGGAGGAUCUUCUUAUGUCGAUUUUAUUCCAGGCGGAAGAGUUGAACAGUUGCCGGUAGAAGUUGCUAGGUCAUCUCCGCCUCCUUUCCUAUUCUCUGUCCCGCGCCAAGAUCUGCGUUCAUCGAGUGUCGGACUGUUUGGCGAAGCAGAGAGACGGCCCAUUCGCUCAAUUCUGCGCCAUGUAUCCGCAGGUAUUAUUUAAAAAGAACUUUUGGUUAAGUAUCAAACUAUAGAUCGAAGCUCUUCGCGACCGCCUGUCCCUCCUCCUCCCACAGUAAACGCGGCAACACAACCGUCUCAAGUUGUCACGGCUCCGACCUCCACGAGUGGCACGAUUCCGCCCUGCUUGCCUACAAUCCGCAACCGCCGGCCACCUCCGAUCGUUGCGAGCGUUCAAACCAGAUCCAGUUUGUUUUUUUUUAUUUGAAAUAUUUUUAUUGAUCUGAUAUAAAAUAAAUUUUAACAUUCUCGGAUUCUUCAGUGGCGCGCAGAGAGCGACAAGCUGAAGAUUUGUCGCGUCAGACGUCCGGUGCCAGUUCCAAUCAAAAUGUUCAGGGUUAGUUUUCCUUUACCUCUCUAAUUUAGAUGAGAUAACAAUCGGGUCAAAAAACUUUUGAAGGUUUAGAACCUAUAGAAAGUAAUUUAAGAAAAUAAUAGUUAUCUAGAUGACGAAAUAAUAACUAUAUUUCCUCAGUGUUUAUUUGAGCCAAGCGGGUCACCACCAGUCUUUCAAAAAAAAGUACGAAAAAUCGUUUUUUUUUUCCUUUGGCACUUCUGAUUUAUCGAUUUUCAGCGACCAAUGGAUCCAGAGAGGCUACUGGCACAGCGGCCCGAGCAGCAGCAGUUCGGCGCUACGCCAAUGUCUAA